This is a messenger RNA of Paramacrobiotus metropolitanus, 1619 nucleotides long. RefSeq names its product FMRFamide-related neuropeptides-like. Gene Ontology annotation, biological process: neuropeptide signaling pathway. The record is from RefSeq and is a predicted model, not a curated record. The transcript has 2 exons. Bases 766 to 1263 code for a protein of 165 amino acids. Lineage: Eukaryota; Metazoa; Tardigrada; Eutardigrada; Parachela; Macrobiotidae.
AUCGUCAUUAUUAUCUGCAUUCUAUGGCUUUCAAAUAGGCCAACAAUAUCGUUUCCCUCCUAACACAGAUGAAUAGUUGUGUUUCCGCGUUCUUCGGUGAGCUGAGGAAGAAGAGCGAUUAAGAGCCCGUUAUCCUGCGAUCGCUGAAGUAGAGGAACUGCGUAAUCGGAAGUACAGCGCAAGCAGCACAGCGCUUGUAUAUGUGGGGGACCGGGAAGCCUCUCGUUAUACGCGUACGCCAAUCAGAUCAACGCACGCAUCCCAACCGCGCCAGCCCAUUGUCAGAUUUGGCACCGGAGAUUACAACUUUACGCAGCACGCAACAUUUCCUGUGUGUAUCUAUGUGCUGUGGCCCUGUGCACGGCACCGCUGGGAUCGUUUCACGACCGGGACAGCCGGAUAUUAUUACACCGUGAUCUAUCGACGCGCGCCCACACACACUGUACCUCUUGCUGAUGUAAAGUCAACCGUUGGGCUUUGUCACCAACUGCCAAUUCCCUAUUCUCUGCCGAUUGUGCACGGUUGAGUUCAGAAUAAAUUGCUUAUAACCAAGGUGUGGUGGUGCGAAAAAAGCGAAUAGUGUUAAUUCCUGACAGCUUAUACUGAGCGGACAGUACACCUGUGACCUUUGAGAAGCUAGCGCGCCCGGCUGGAUGCGUUUACGUCCGGCCAACGCGUUUACGCCGCGCAUCAUGACCUCCACCAGUUUCCACCGGUUAACCGUCGUAUUCCUCAUCGGUUUUCUUGAUCGUUAAGGCCAAUGCGAUGGAUGAUGCCAGCAUGUCGCAUAUACGGAAUAAAAGGUCACCGACUGACGCUUCGCCUAAAGCAGGCGAGGAUGCAAGUAAAUCCAUACAGCCUCCCCCCGAGGUAGUCCACAGCCUUCUCGACACCAUGGACGAGAGUGACUGGACCGACAUGGACCCUUACAACAUCGAUCGCAAUACCUUUCCCCGCUAUUUCAGCGAGCCGGUGCACGUGGCCCGUAAACGUGCCGACAACGAUGAUCUCACCGACAGCAGUGCCAGCAACCAACAGCUGCGCCUACGCUUCGGCCGCAGCGGUGUGCGGUUGCGCUUUGGGCGCAGUGACCCGCCCAUGCUGCGUUUCGGCCGCGGUGAUCCGCCGAUGCUACGCUUUGGCCGACCAGAUCCGUUGAUGCUGCGCUUCGGCCGAGAACCCCAUAUGCUACGGUUCGGCCGCGGUGACCCCGUCAUGCUGCGGUUCGGGCGGGAUCCGUUGGUGCUUCGCUUUGGGAAAUAAGACGGGAUGGUAAGGGGAUUCAUAACGUGUGAAUAAACGAAUCGACCCAGUUCUGGCGGUGGCUCGUUGUUGAAUAAUGCAAAAGCUUGUGUGUGCUAUGUGGCGAAUUAUCCGAGCGCGUUCACCCUUCCUUGCAGCUUUUAUAGACAUUUUUGCAGCAACCAUUAAGUAAUUAGUACUAAAUGAUUUGUUUUACGCGACACAGCAGUUUGGCACUGGCGUUUACGUAUGAAAUUUGUUUAGAUGAUCUCAUUAUCAGUUGGUAGUCGAUGGCAUGUGUGGUUUCGUGGCUUUCAAACCGGAGUCGCUGUUAAAAUUAAAAGUGUAUAAAAUUUAAUGUGGUGUAUCUUCAACAA